AUGAAUGCGAAAGUUUCCCACGGUAGGAAGGUCGAGAAUCCGGCAGAGUAUCGUCCACGACCCCCAAAAGCGAAGAAGAAAUCUUCGUCAAAUCCGCUCCUCGCCGGCAUCAACAAGUAUUUUUCAAGAUUUCACCCGGGUACCCUUGACGCAGAUAUUGUUCUGCCGUCAAGAUACCUUCUCUAUCCGCCCCUCUUGCUUCUGCCGGCGCAGUUCGAAUCGACCAGUCCGAAGUGGCAGGCUGAGUAUGAGAACCUCGGUGCGGACCUGAAGUACGAGCUGUUCCAGACUAUUGCCCUGUCUUUCCGAGCAGCCGGGCAGAAUGUCACACAUAUUGCACUUAACGGGCCAGUGAGGGAGGUGAUCAGCAUCGGUGGCAAUCAAUUGCCAAAUAUGAUGAGAAGUCCGACCGCGUUCUGCCCCGUAUAUGGUGACUGGGGUCCUACUUUGAUACAACAGGCUGGUCCCACAGCGCAAGACUUUGAGCAGGCUUUCUGGAUAUCUACAAAGCAGGACCACGGAGUCACACAGACGUGGGCACCACGAUGGACGAUGUUCAGUCAAGGUAAUUUGAGCGAGAAGAAACGGAUCCUUGGCACAGCCGGGCGUGACUAUUUUGAAGGCCAAAAUGAAGCGGACAUCGAACGCAUGGAAGUGCUAGACAUGUAUGUUGGCAUUGGCUAUUUCGCGCUUUGCUAUCUCGCGCGAGGCGUCUCGCGAGUCUGGGGCUGGGACCUAAAUGGCUGGAGUAUUGAGGGCCUGAGACGCGGUUGUGUUGCAAAUGGAUGGAGAUGCCUGGUCGUGGAGGUGAGUGACGACGGCAAGGGCAUGGCUCCCCCGGCGGAAGAACUCGUGCGUCUGCUGCAGAACGAAAAUGACCUGCCACUGGACCAGCGAACGCGGUGCAUUGCUUUCCGAGGCAACAACGAGCACGCUGCUGCUAUCGUGGGAGCUAUCGAUGAGGAGCGGCGACGGCAGGACUCCGUGACGCAGCUCUUAAGAUUCGACCACGUCAAUCUAGGGCUUCUCCCUGACUCCAGGCCUAGCUGGUCGACGGCGAUGGAGCUGGCCGCCGAAUCUUCCAGCAUCGUCAACCGAUUCAGAAGCUGCUGA
Messenger RNA from Cyphellophora attinorum, 1113 nucleotides. Its product is annotated as tRNA wybutosine-synthesizing protein 2. Gene Ontology annotation, molecular function: tRNA methyltransferase activity; S-adenosylmethionine-dependent methyltransferase activity. Gene Ontology annotation, cellular component: cytoplasm. Gene Ontology annotation, biological process: tRNA methylation; wybutosine biosynthetic process. NCBI's taxonomy places the organism in Eukaryota, Fungi, Ascomycota, Eurotiomycetes, Chaetothyriales, Cyphellophoraceae. The record is from RefSeq and is a predicted model, not a curated record. The transcript is spliced from 2 exons. Bases 1 to 1113 code for a protein of 370 amino acids.